Molecule: messenger RNA, 1250 nt
Organism: Acipenser ruthenus (sterlet)
Lineage: Eukaryota; Metazoa; Chordata; Actinopteri; Acipenseriformes; Acipenseridae
Product: sororin-like
Exons: 7
Coding region: 304-1242 (312 amino acids)
Source: RefSeq, a predicted model, not a curated record
CCCGCCUCUUCCGUUUUCUUGAGAUCCGGUCUGGCGUGGCGGGUGAUUUGAAACUCAGUCGGUGUUUCCGGUCGCCGCGCCUGCGUUGGUUUUUCCCUUUUGAGAGAAAAAUAAAAACUGCCAAAAAAACACGAAAAAGUCAAAAGGACAGAAAUCCAUCCUGCGUGUAAACCUGAGCGUCGAGCAUAUGGAGUGCUUCAGACGCCGAAACCGGCCGCGCUUGUGUAUUUGGGAAUACGUUAAAAGUAAAUAAAAACGAAACUUUGCUCGGCGCUUUUGUGAGUUUUUUUUUUUUUACAAAAAAUGUCCACUCGAAAAAAACGAGCGGCGUCGGCUGGCGUCGAAAUGAAAAAAAACAACGAAGACCACGAUUCCAGUCUUCCGGUGAGACGAAAGUCCGAGCGGACAUCCGUGACGGACAACAAACCCUCGGACCCGCUGCCGAGUGAAAUAGGAAAGGCUCCCGCUCCUCCUAAGAAAUCCAUCACAGCCAGGAAGAUCGUUCCCAGGAAAACCCAGGCGGUGGGUGUGUUCUCUGCGUCGCGUCGCAGUCCUCGUGUGAGUGACGCUGCUCCUCAGAUUCAUCGCAGCCCCAGGGGCUCUUUGCUGUCGUCUGGAGAAGCAGACAAAGAAAACGCUGUCCGACGCCCUUCCUCCUCCUCUUCCUCCUCCUCGUCUCCAUCCAAAAACGCAAAGAAUUCAGAGAAUAACUCUCCGAUCAGGAACGGCAGAGACGCCUUGAACGCCAGCAACCGAAAAUCAUCCCGGAACGACCCCCGCUCCAAAAACACCCUGUCCCCCGUCGCCCCCUCCGCAGGCAGAGCCGGGGCACCCCCAAACGAGGAGCCCCGAGACCAGCCGAACCUGAUCUGGUCCAAGAAAGUGCGGAGGUCCUACAGCCGCCUGAGCGCUGGAUCCUUCGACGGGACGCCCUCGGGGUCCCCCCUGCCUCCCCGGCCCGACAGGCUCUCCCUGUUUGGUUUCGAGGGGCUGUGUGGGGUCUCUCCUGUGAGGGGUGGCGGGGGCCGCAGUCUGCUUGAGGGGGCCGGCGCGGGAGUCGCUGAGACGAGCCCCCCAGCCGUGGAGCAAGACUUCGACAUCCCAGGAGUGGCGCUUGUGAAGGAGAAGAGGAGGAGGAAGAAGAAAGUGCAGCAGAUACAGAUGUCGGAGCUGGACUGUCUGGCUGCUCUGAUGAACGCGGAGUUCGAUGCUGCAGAGGAGUUUGACCUGUGUGUGGAGUGAGAGAGAAA